GUUUACCUCAGAAUUUGAUUCCAUGGAGUGCCUUGGCAGAGGAGCCUUCGGUUGUGUUUACAAAGCAAGAGAUAUACAGCUAAAGAUGGAUUAUGCUGUAAAGAUCGUCUGCUGCGAAGAGAAAUCUCUUCAAGAAGUAAGGACAUUGUCAGGCCUUCUCCACCGUAAUAUUAUUAGAUACUACAAAUAUUGGAUGGAGGAUUCAGGAUACCAAUGGAACAUUUUAGCUGACAGUAACAGCUCUUCACAGCCCAGAGAUAAUUCAUCGGCAAAGUACCUCUAUAUUCAGAUGGAGUUAUGUGACACCAAAACACUUCGAGUGUGGAUUGAUGAGAAGAACACUCAGCCUCUG
Molecule: messenger RNA, 352 nt
Organism: Epinephelus moara (kelp grouper)
Lineage: Eukaryota; Metazoa; Chordata; Actinopteri; Perciformes; Serranidae
Product: interferon-induced, double-stranded RNA-activated protein kinase-like
Exons: 3
Biological process (GO): protein phosphorylation
Molecular function (GO): protein kinase activity; ATP binding
Source: RefSeq, a predicted model, not a curated record